AUGCUCCCAAUAUUCGAGGAAUUGCAGUCCAGAAUUUUGGUUGCCAAACGAAAUGCGGAAUCAAUAUUUAAAGAAAUUCGAAAACUGAGAGAUGAGGAGCUGCAACCACAACUUAUUGAGUUGUUACAAGGGCUGAUGAAAAAUUGGAAGAUCAUGUCAGAAACUCAUGAAACCCAACACAGAAUCAUGUCCGAAGUGAGAUGGCUCAAGUGGUCAUCUUAUGGAAAGUCACAACAAUUUGCAACUCAAAAGCUUCAAGUAGAACUUCAAAAAUGGCGUGCUUGCUUUGCUCAAUAUGUUUGUUCACAGAAAGCAUACAUUGAGGCUCUUGAUGGUUGGAUGAUUAAGUUUGAUGCUCCUGAAACCGAAGCCUACUCAGAGAAUUGGUCUUCGCUUCGACUGUGUAGACUUUGGCGGCAUGUCCAAGCUUUGAUGGUUCAACAAGGUAAGGAGCAUCAACAAAAGAGGAAGGUUGAUGGGCUUGCUGAAAAACUUCGUAUGCAGGCUUCGAAACUAGAACUAGAUAAACAGAUGAGUGAGUUAAAGUUAUUUCGCGUGCAAGAAGAUAAACCGCAUGAGCAAAAGCAGAUGAAGCCCUUGAAAAAGAUGGAGAACGACUUGGAUGGCUUAGAGAACGAGCUAAAGCAAGAGAAGGCGAAACAUCAUACCGCCAUGAAGGAGACACAUGAUAUGUAUGUGAAUGGAUUUCAAAGUGGGUUUUCGUCAGUUUUUAAAUCCUUGGCCGAUUUUUCCAUGACUUCCAUGAAAAUUUAUGAUGAGCUUUUAGGAUAG
Molecule: messenger RNA, 792 nt
Organism: Prunus armeniaca (apricot)
Lineage: Eukaryota; Viridiplantae; Streptophyta; Magnoliopsida; Rosales; Rosaceae
Source: the annotation of a GenBank genome assembly